AUGGGAUAUGCGGGUGCUCUAAACGUUGGAAAUUAUUUGAAGUCAAAAUUUCAGAAACCCUACAAGUUUAUUGUACAUUGUGUAUUAAUGUCACUCAGUCAUACCAAAGGAGGGUACGAUGCAAUGCGUGAUUAUCAGAUGAACAUGGUUACUGCAUUGAUUCUGAACAAGAAAUACAACUUCUCGCAUAUUGUUUUUCAUUACAUGGUCGAGAAUAUCCUAACAAAGAGUAAGUCUUGGAUGUAUCCAAGAUUUGUGCAAAUGCUGAUUGAUCAUGCAUAUCCAGAGAUUGAACGUGAUGUGAAGGAUGAUUUGUUAGUUCAGUCACGCAUGAGCAACGAUUCUCUCAAGCAGCUUGCAAGAUAUCACCCAAAUCAUCCAGAACCAAAGAUAGUUGCUAAAUUCUUCGGAUUUAUAAAGGAUGCAAAUUAUGUUGAUCCUGAUCCAGUCGAUCAUCAAAACUGGAGAAAUGAAGAAGAAAUAAAGGAAGCAGCUUAUGCUGAUGAGCUAAAAACUCUUGAGGAGUUCAAAACCACACGUAAUGAUUGGUUUGUCAAAGAACCAAGGAGAAGAGGCAAAAAGGCCACCCUUAAAUCACAGGAGGGUGAGGGGUCAUCAUCACAGCCAAAGAAAAAGCAAAAGAAAGUGACAAAAACGUUAUUGGUUGAUGAGCCUGAGGUUGAAGAGCCGGUUGUAACUGCAGAAGAUGAUCCGUAUGCUGAUAUUGAUAAAGUGAUGUUAAAUGUUGAUGAUUUAGUGUCUGAGCAAGCAGUUAAUGUGGAAGCUGAGAAAGAAAAGGUUCUUGAUGAUGUUGAAGGUGAUGAUAUCAAUAAAAGUACAACAAGCUCUUCGAGUUCCUCUGAUGAUGAAAUAGAUGAGGCUGAACGUCUAAGAAGAAUUCAAGAAGCUACAGAGAAAGAGAAGCAGCUAAGGAAAAGGAAGAGACAGGAGAAAGAUGAUGCUGCAUACAUUCCAUCUCUUGAGCACGUUUCUGAAUCACAAUCACCUUCAAGCGGCAAAAAGAAAGCAGGUGCAAAGAAAAGAAUUAUAUCUCCAAAAAUAAAGAAAGUUACUACAAAGAUUACAAAGCCCAAGAUUGUUUUGAAGAAGAAGCCAGCCAAAGAAUCCAGUAAACCAUCAACACCACCACCUGAACCUAUACCAAUACAAUCACCACCACAUCAAACACCUCCACGACAACCAACACCUCCACAACAACCAACACCUCCUAGACAACCUUCACCUCCAAAACAACCAACACCUCCCAGACAGACUUCACCACCAAAACAACCAACACCACCUAGACAACCUUCAUCAUUACAUCUUUCACCAUUACAUCUCUCACCACCACAACAACAAACCUUGCUUACAUCUCAAGAAAUAUUUCAAACACCACCACUCACUCAAAUUCAACUAACUCCUGGUUCUUCUGGCCACAGAGGUCUUCAUAAUCCUCCAGAUAAUCUUGAAGAUAUUGUAGAUUUUGGUUUUGCAAACGAUGAACAAGUUAAGAAGCUUGAAAAGAAGAUGGAUGAUGUGUUGAAUGAAAACAAAGUGUUAGCAGCAGAAAGCAAGAAAGUAGCUGAUCAGGAAAAAGAUUCUAGAAAUGCGUGUAAAGAAGCUAGAAUCUGA
Molecule: messenger RNA, 1632 nt
Organism: Helianthus annuus (common sunflower)
Lineage: Eukaryota; Viridiplantae; Streptophyta; Magnoliopsida; Asterales; Asteraceae
Product: proteoglycan 4-like
Exons: 1
Coding region: 1-1632 (543 amino acids)
Source: RefSeq, a predicted model, not a curated record